AUGACCACAAUACGAAAGGCAGAGUCUACGCCAACGAAGUCGGAAGAAGCGUCUGCGCCAGCUGCCGAGGUCACCAGAUCCUCAUGGUUGCCUCGCUGGUCUCCAAAGUCGCAGGCGCAAAGGUUGGAAGUCUCACCACCAGUCCAGACACCGCUCGACUCAGAACCAAACAGAGCGAGGUCAGAGUCUACCGACACCAUAAGACCAGAGCGUCCAAAGUCCAACCAAAUUCCAGCCCCACGAAGAGUCGACCCCUUGACCUCGCCGUUGCCAAGACACGUCGACGGGAGGAAAAUGCUAGAAGCGCUGCGAACGAUGGGCUCGCCCGGCGUCCGGCAACUGACAGAAAACCAGAUCGCAGCCAUCCAAGCAACCUUCAGCGUCCCUAGUGCAGAGGAGUUGGCGAUCCGGGCGGCGCAAGAGAUCGAUUGGUCGUUGACGCCGUAUAUGCGUUGGAGACGAUAUGGCGAUAUUGCGCUCCAUCGACCGCGGAAUCUCGACAUGUCCACGUCCAAUCAACCACGCCAAAGGACUUCGCAGGAGACCGUCAUAGCAGACCAAGCCGGACACGAGCUGGUGCGUCGAUCUGGCCUGCCGUCCCGUUUUCGCAAUGAUGGCCAGCGGAAUCGAGUAUCUCCUCGCCCGAGGCCUGACGGGGGCGUCGGUGCGACACCACACUCGUCUGAUUCUGGGUCGUCGCGGUCCUCACAAGAUACGAUCCGCGGUGUAACGGGAAGUAGUUACUCGAGUUAUGAGGCGAUACCUCGCUAUCAGCUGUACGAUGCACCCAUGGAGGAGCAGGGCGUCGUGCCAUCGAGUUCGGUCCACCAGCCUGAAAUACCAUGCGCGGAGGUUCAGGCUGCGAUGCAAGCUCUACAUGCCCAGCUGGAGAACAUGCGAUCGCAAAAUGCCGACGCCGCAGCAUCUCCACGGAUGAAACUCAGUGAGGCUAUCUCAGCUGCUGCUGCUGCCAUACCAUCGAGAUCCAGACCAGCGGGCCAAGGUCCCGUGCAUUCAGAUAGCACUCCCACGGACGAGAUUGCUCGCCAGGAACGUCGAGAUACCGCCUUCGAAGUACCAAGUGCAGCCAUCACAAAACCUACUGCCAGCCCUGGCCAGACGACCCAGGUCCCCAGCAUCCUCCAAACCGCACACCACCUCCGCGACUCUACACCCCCACGACACACGCGCACCUUCACUCCCUCUCAGCCCCAAACCCCUCGCACCCCCUCCCUCCUUACCAAAAUCAACACCCUAACCUCAAUCAAGACUUCCCUCCGCACCGCCCAGGCGACCAACACCACCCCACCAUCCGAACAAACCCUCCUCUCCGAAAUCACCUGGCUGCGAGCCGACAUCCACCACCUCUCCCAGCACCCCUCAAAUGCCGGGAAGAAAGUCCUAGCCGAGUUCAAGCUGGAGGGGAAGAAAGUGGAAUUGGGCCGGAAUCGGGCGUGGCAGGCCGAGGGCCGUGCGAAGGCUGUGCAGAUACAGAUAGCAGGACAGACGUCGCGGCCACGUGAAGCUGUGCAAUGGCCGCCUCCUCGCGGCACAUCGAUCUACGCUCGUCGACACGGCUCGAGUCUCAAACCAUCUCCCUCACCUCCUUUCCCAACGGCACGACAUCACCCCUGCCCCUGGCGAAUCGAGCUCUACAAAACCCUUCCACGCUGGAAAAGUAUCUUUGGCCCUGCGAAGAGUGUAGAGGGCCUCAGCGCUCUUGUACCUCCUCCACUGACUCGAGAAGCGAGUUACUCUGGCCCUGCUAGCCCGGUGGAGGAGACGAAGAGGAGACCGGUGGGCGUCGGAGUGGGAAUCUAG
Recurvomyces mirabilis is the source of this 1821-nucleotide messenger RNA. RefSeq lists its product as uncharacterized. Lineage: Eukaryota; Fungi; Ascomycota; Dothideomycetes; Mycosphaerellales; Teratosphaeriaceae. Bases 1 to 1821 code for a protein of 606 amino acids. The record is from RefSeq and is a predicted model, not a curated record. The transcript is spliced from 2 exons.